GUCGGGCAAGUGUCAGUUCCGUGCCGGAUUUUCAAUCGUGCGUACAAGUAAUUUUUGUAAAUUGGAAAAAAAAGAAAGCAUACGCAGAGCAUUGAGUGAAUAAAAUAGAUAAAUUCACGUUUAUCCACUCAUUCAUCAGUGACGGGAGUAAUAAAUUAUUGCAUAAAUGUGCAAACGAAAAAAAUAUUCUACUCAAUUUGAUCGACUGUAGGAAUAGAAAAUGUGGAUUUAAUGACUGUUUAAAUUUUUUUUUCUCACUGAUAAGCAAAGGCAAAUAGAAUUUUCGAGUGGUUUCGGUUAUCUCGUGGGAUUAAGAAAUUUCUUCUGCCCGUGGAUUUACUGCGUUCUAUUUGUUCUUUCAGUAACAGUCGAGUUCUCUCCAUCCCAAAACAAAUAUUGCCUGCAUUAGAAUCCAAGGGAAAGUUUAAUUCACUGGAUUAGUGCUGCGGACGUUAUGACAAAUCUCAAUGGGUUAAAUACUGAUAAAAAGUCGGAUCCGACGUGGCAGAAAAUUAAUUCUGGUCAUGACACUGAAGAAUUGCAAAUAAAUGGCUACGAACGAAGUUACAUCUGCACAUUUCUGACGUAUGUGUUCUACCUGUUAACACUUGGAAUUCUUCGAUUAUUCUUCCACUGGUAUCCUCACUUGCAGUUGUACGCCACUUAUCGAAAAUGUCCGCUGAGUCGAGCAACGAGAUUACUCAUAAUAGACGAUUAUCAAGGAAAAUACAAAACCUAUUCUGUGAAGGACAUCAGAGUCAUUGGAACAAAGAAUUUAAGAUCUCCUGAGAUGUUGAAACGGCUGGGGAAUCCAGAACCCGAAUUACUCAGUAGAAUUGAAUGCCAGAAAUUGAGCAUAAGUCUCGAAAACGGUACGAAACGUGAUGUCCUGGAAUACCGCGCAUUUUGGUUCAAAAAACAAUGUUACAUAUGGGACGAAAUUCAAAGUGAAUUUGCAAUGCUGGUGGCACUGGAUAAAUACGUGCCCUGCACAGAAUUGCAUCUGGGCUUCAAUAAAGGUCUCUCUAAAGAGGAGCAACUGUUGAGGAGAAUAGUCUAUGGAAAAAAUGAGAUAAUAGUGCCAAUGCAGAGCAUAAUGGUUCUGCUGUUGCUCGAAGUAUUCAACCCAUUUUACAUGUUUCAAGUAUUCACUUUGGCUGUCUGGUUUGCCGAUGGUUAUUAUUAUUACACAGCAGCAAUUAUUCUCAUGUCUCUGUUUGGAAUAAGCAGUUCUAUCCUUCAGACACGCCGCAAUCAGAAAAAUCUUCAUGGAACAGUGGCUUCUACCGAGACGGUGCGUGUGAGGAGAAGUUGCGGGACCUUCGACACUGUUUCCAGUGCCGAACUAGUCCCGGGUGAUGUUAUCGAGCUACCAAGACACCAAGGAACUGUCGUUUGCGACGCAGUAUUACUUACUGGACAUUGUAUUCUCAAUGAAUCAAUGCUCACAGGCGAAUCUGUACCAGUCACUAAAACCCCUCUAACUCCGAAAAAAAUUCUCUACGAUCGGAAAGAGUCCUCUCAACACACCCUCUACAGCGGCACGAUACUAAUUCAAACGAGAUUCUAUGGAGACGGUCCGGUCCUCGCAAGAGUCAUCCGCACUGGCCUCCAGACAAACAGAGGUGCCCUGGUUGCCGCUAUUCUGUACCCCCCACCAGCGGAUUUCAAGUUCGAUCAAGAUUCCUACAAGUUCAUAGGAAUUCUAGCAGUGAUUUCAUUUUUGGGAUUUCUCUACACUGUUGUAACGAAGGCCUCUAGAGGUGUCACUGCUUCCUAUAUUGCCAUUAAGGCGUUGGACGUCAUCACGAUUGUCAUUCCACCGGCCCUGCCUGCUGCAAUGACCGUCGGAAAACUCUACGCCCAGGCGAGGCUUAAGAAAGCGCAGAUAUACUGCAUCAAUAGCAGAGUUAUCAACGUCUCUGGGAGUAUCAAUUGCAUCUGCUUCGACAAAACAGGCACCCUCACCGAAGAUGGUCUAGACAUGUGGGGAGUGGUGCCAAACUCGAAUGCGAGCUUUCAGGAAGCUGAGAAGGACGUCCCGAAGCUAAGAAAUCACUCGAUAUUCGAGGGAAUGCUCGUUUGCCACAGUUUAACUCUGAUAAACAAUCAACUUUGUGGGGAUCCCCUCGACGUGAAGAUGUUUGAGAGCACUGGGUGGACCCUCGAAGAGCCGGAUGUCGAGGACACAAGUAAAUACGACCUCCUGGCCCCAACAGUUGUCAAACCCCCACAGGACUCUUCCCAGAUGUUCACAGAGAACAUGAACCAAGUAUCUGAAAUCGGAAUUAUCCAGCAAUACCAAUUCUCAAGUUCGCUUCAACGGAUGUCCACGGUUGUCAGGGUCCUGGGAACUGAUCACUUCAGAGUUUACACUAAAGGAUCACCCGAGAUGAUCCUCAGUCUGAGUAAACCCGAGACUAUUCCCGUGAAUAUUGUGUCGGAGUUGCAAAAAUAUACAGAGCAAGGGUACAGGGUAAUCGCUAUUGGAAGGAGCUUCAUCACCUCCAAUUUCGCCAAGAUUCAAAAGAUGCACCGCGAUCAAAUUGAGAAGGACCUGGAGUUCUUGGGUCUCGUCAUCCUGGAGAACAGACUGAAGGAGCCGACAAUUCGAGUGAUUGAGGAGUUGAGGGAAGCAAAUAUCCAGAUCCUGAUGAUCACAGGUGACAACAUACAGACGGCUGUGAGUGUCGCCAAAGAGUGUAAAAUUCUGGAGAGAGACGAGACAGUUAUCAAUGUCACUGUCAUACCUUCAGAACAAAAAGCCGAUGCCAAGAUUUAUUUCAAUGUGCAAGGGGUGCCGGCCAGGGCUUCUCCGCAGAGGGGGAACCUGUUGGUGGUGAAUUACGAAUCAAUCGAGAGGGGAUUUGCCGCCCCAAACUAUCGUUUCGCCCUGACUGGACAGACGUGGCAGCUGUUGAGAGAGCAUUAUCCGGAGUUGGUGCCAAAGAUUUGUGUGAAAGGGGCAGUAUUUGCGAGGAUGACGAGUGACCAGAAGCAACAGCUUGUUUCAGAGCUAAUGCAGCUUGGUUAUUAUGUUGCAAUGUGUGGAGAUGGGGCGAAUGAUUGUGGAGCUCUUCGGGCAGCUCAUGCAGGAAUAUCACUGUCUGAAGCUGAAUCAAGCGUGGCGUCACCCUUCACCUCCCGCAUUCCCGACAUCACUUGCGUACCCAAAGUGAUUCGCCAGGGGCGAGCGGCUCUCGUCACCUCCUUCGGCAUCUUCAAAUUCAUGGUAACAUGUGCCUUAACCGAGUUCCUCUCCACCAUAAUCCUCUACUCGAUAGACUCCAAUCUCACCGACAUCGAGUUCCUCUUCAUUGACAUAUGCUUGAUCGUAAACUUUGCCUUCUUCUUCGGUAAAACUCAAGCAUACGCCGGCAAAUUGGCCUCCCAUCCCCCCAUGACCUCCAUCCUCUCCUUCACUCCUCUCACCUCUCUAAUCCUCCAAAUGUCGAUAAUGUCGGCAUUCCAAGCAGCAUCCUUCUUCGGAGUUCAGCAAUUUUCCUGGUUCAAGCCAUUUGUCAGCCACGAACUUCUCCACUACACGAGCUACGAGAAUUACUCAGUAUUCUCCAUAUCGAUGUUUCAAUACAUCACAACAGCCGUGAUUUUUUCGCGGGGAAAGCCCUACAGGAAAGCAAUUUACACGAAUAAUUCGUUCAUAUUCUCAAUUGUUGCCUUAACCGCGGUUUGCGCCUACAUAACUCUUCGGCCGGCGCAAUGGAUCGUUCGGAUUCUGCAGCUGCAACUCCCCCCAAAUUUCGAAUGGCCUCUCAUCAUUCUAGCCAUGGGCUUUGCUAAUUUUCUCUUAUGCUUGUUUGUGGAGAUGUUUAUCAUUGAUUUUGUCAUCGAGAGGAAAGCCAAGGUGAAGUUUUACAAACCGGAGAAGAGCAGGAAGGAGUACUUGAGGGUUCAGGAGGAGCUGAGGGGCGCGGACUGGCCCAAGUUGAGCAAGGAUACACCGGUGUUGCCACUCACCCCUAGUGUCGAGAAUGUUUUGGACAGGAAGUUGGAAGAGGAGGAGGAAGAGGAGGAGGAAAAGAUGGGAGUAGAUAAUCUAGCAUUUGUGGAUGACGAGAGCACUGUUACCAAGUUUUAGGAUUUCUUGGGUGUGACAUUCCCUCCAUUAGCACAAACGAGAGAAAUGUCCUUUCGAAGAAAUUGAAUUUUUUCAAUAAUGAGAGAAUGAGUGUCGUUCCACUCUUAUCGACAAUCGUAAUUUGUAAAAUAAGCACUACAGUAUUCCAUAAUGCAACUAAUGUGUAUAAUUAUCAAUGAUAAAAAAUUGAUUUUCCCCGUGCAUUGAUCAUGAUCAGAAUAACAUUGUGUUCUGUUACAUUGCAUUACUCCACUCGGUUUUUAAAAUGUCAGACUAGUAUUCAAGAGUGAGAGUUUCGUUGAUGAAUGAUCAUGAUUAAUUGAUCAAUUGAUACGCGAAGCAGAAUUUUAGGAGGAAAUAACGUACUAGGACCAUGAUGUGAUAUAGAUUAACAUGAAUUGAAAUAUAUGAAAUAAAAGCACUGAAUGUUGAAAGAAAAUUGUGCUAUUAGAAUUUAUUCAGCAAGAAUUAUUUACAGGUCCCAGGAAGUUGUCGAUAACAUAGCAUGGCCUUUGCUAAUUUUCUCAUAUGCUUGUUUGUGGAGAUGUUUAUCAUUGAUUUUGUCAUCGAGAGGAAGGCCAAGGUGAAGUUUUACAAACCGGAGAAGAGCAGGAAGGAGUACUUGAGGGUUCAGGAG
This is a messenger RNA of Diachasma alloeum, 4736 nucleotides long. RefSeq names its product probable cation-transporting ATPase 13A3. Gene Ontology annotation, cellular component: membrane. The transcript has 13 exons. Gene Ontology annotation, molecular function: polyamine transmembrane transporter activity; ATP binding; P-type transmembrane transporter activity. The record is from RefSeq and is a predicted model, not a curated record. Gene Ontology annotation, biological process: intracellular calcium ion homeostasis; polyamine transmembrane transport. The coding region runs from base 455 to 4099 and encodes 1214 amino acids. Lineage: Eukaryota; Metazoa; Arthropoda; Insecta; Hymenoptera; Braconidae.